CUUGACACUGCAUGGUUAUUCCAAUACGUAUGUUUGCCUCUUCUCUAACGUGUUCUCCACUCGGUUUCUCCUUGCCUAAGAUAUAUUUAAGUAUGUUUCACUGACUUUGGAUUUCUUGAUCACUUCAUUUUGCCUAUUUUGGCAGGUCUUGAGGGAAGAGACUUGGCUGCUUAACUUUGAAAAUCUCUGUUCUCGUGCACAUUAAAAGGGGCCCUCAACGAGGAUAUGGAUUGCAGGAAGUAAGAAACCUUCUGUGAAAUUUAGUGUGCUGGUGGUUGGCUCAGCUGAGCUUGGUGUCGUGGCCCUCCCUACUUGGAUAUAAAAGGCAGACUUGCAGGAAGGCGGGUGCAAGUACCCGGACGAGAGAGAGGGAACAACACACCGAAGCAGAAGCAGUGCAGCAAGACUGCAAUGCUUCAAAAGCCAAGAGAGCAGCUCAGAGUGGUGUUCCAAUAACUUUGCUGAGGAUUAUUCUCCCAAAAUGACCCCAAAGGAAGACUAGAAGGACUUGAGGAGAGUGAACAAAUCUAACGAAUGUAAUGAAAAUGCCUGCUGAAAACCUUUUGUGAUGUCUUUUCAGUUUGCUAUUAAAAUGGGCUACAAUGAACUGGAUAAAAACAUGAGAAGAUCAAAAUGGGGACUUCCCCAGCAUCUUUUCACAUAGCAGAGCAGAACGCCCUGUUUUGUGCUUCCAUAUGAUAAAUGAAUAUAAAGCUGCACCUUCUGGAAGAGAGAGUCACCCAGAGGUGUUGAUAAUGGCCAAGAAAUGGUAGCCGGAAGAAUUGCCUACCUAUUUGAACUAUGAGCGUGUCAUUUUGAUAAUUUGAUGCAUGCCUCAUAUGGACAAUGCAGGUGAAUAAGAAGCACACAGAUGGACAAAGUGAUUCCUCCAGCAUUGGGAGUUUCCUAGAUGACACAGACAGAGAAGUCUGCAGCCUCACCGAUCGAGCCUUCAAAAGCCUCUGUGUAGCUGAGCUUGAAGCAUCCUACACAGAACCGGAUGCAGUUCUUUCAUCGAAUAUCCCCUCCCAUCAGUUCACUAGCAAAUUCCUCCACAGCCCAUGGAAUCAUGUCAUCAAGAAAUCCACAGACGCCAACAAGCAAUCAGCAAAGCCUGGGGAGCAUCCAACAUUCCAGCGGUUUCCAAAGGACACUCCACGAGAGAAGGCCUGGGCAAACAUCAGCAGGAAGCCAGCUAUGCCAGUGUCUGGCCUGCACAGCUAUAAGCAUACCUCAAAAGUGUCCUCAUUGAUAAAGACCUUUGAUAGCCCGGAGUCGGUGGCCAUAAGCAAGCAGCCCACUAAAAGCCGCUCGAUAGACCACCCACUGAUGAGUGGAGGCAAUGUUACUUUCUGGGAUGGCAAAACCAUUUUAAGCAUUCAAAAAGAGUUCUCUGCACUUUCGGACACUUGCCAAGAUGCAGCAACUGCAAGGGGCAGGCAUAACCUACACAAAAGGCACGGCAGGAUGGAUCUGGACUGCCAAGGUGCACGUGGUUUCAACCUUCCUCAGGCAUAUGCGCCUGGUCUACCCAAGUUCAAUAUCGCCACUGUCUCCAAAAAGGCGGUGAAAAACAGAACUGGGAAAGCAAAAGAGCUAACCAGAAAUGUCAAUUUUCUUCACAGUGAAAACAGUGCUUUUGAAUCAUGGAAUGCACAUUACAGAAAACUGAUUGAAACAGGAGGAGCUGCAGAAAUUACGCCCAAAGGGAAAAACCUCACAUACAUUGAAGACACGCCUUUCUUUGAGGACUCCUGCACUCCUGAGCAGAAACUAACUUCCCACCAAGUCACAGCUCCUGCCAUUCUCGAACGAGAUUUCCCAGAGGCCUUUUCACAGAAGCCUCGCUCCAAAGCUGCUCUCUCUCCAGUAUCUCCAGCCCAGAUACACUUUCCUGCACUACCUAAGGCCAAAGUUACUGCUGAGCAGAUGUUGUUAGCCCAAGUACCCGAUCCGGCAGCCUCCGUGCACAAAAUUCCUACCCCCCUGUCUCUCCCAGCGCGCGCUCAUUUUCCACCAACGCUGAUCCCUCAAGUUGCUUCACCAGUACCAAGGUCCAAGGCCCCCCUUGCACCAUCAGCUGGGUCGUGGGUCUCCACUCCACCGGAAGCAGCAUCCCAGAGCCCUGAAGCACAAGCGCGGGUGCCACAAGCUACUCUGCGGACAAAGAAAACCGGUCAUUUAGAACUGAAGCCUGAGUCGGAAACUUCUCACCUCCCCUGGAGAAAGAAAAAGGUCCCCCUUGGGGAAAUGGGUUUGGAUGCCGAAACGGAAGCACCUAAGCUAAGGGAGGGCUUAUCCGAUGUCAGUCCAUUGGCUGAAGCGGCCGUGAUAGAUUCACACACAAUUUCAUCAGAACCCUCCAGUCCUUCUUUCAACAUCUCAAAACUUUUAACUCCAGUUAUACCACCCACACAGGGCAAACAGCCAACAGAAAAUCAGUUGUUGCUGGUAACUCCUCCCUUAUCCGACACUAGAGUAACCAAAGAAUCUGAUGAGAGAACACUGUAUUGUUCUCAGAACAAUUAUAAAUCUAAAGCACCAAGUUUGUUAUUCAACCUGAAGGAUAUCCGAAAACGUGUGAAAAGCACUUACAGUGCCUCUCCUCUCCCACAAGCCAAUGAAGACAGAAAGAAAAUCAAAGAACAGGAAAACAUAAAAGCAAGUGUUAUCUCAACCGGUGUGCUAGAAGAUGGCAGCGUGAAAUUGGUAGAGGAUUAUGAGAAAGGCCACAGAGCUUCUGGACAAAUGGUCAGUGCCAAGGAGGAGGACAGUGCCGCCCAUUUAAAUGGGAAUCUCACAGGCAAUUAUCUGACUUUGCAUUCACCCAUCUCAAGAGGAGAUAGUUUGAACUACCAAAACAGGGACAGUGUUUGGCAAGGUAAUCUGGUGGAUGUGGAGGACUCUGUGACAGGACUCCACCAAAAUGAUCACAGGGCCAGACGACGUUCUCCUUCACCCAACGCCUACUUUGCAGAUGAGUCAAUGGAGCAGGAAGUGUGCAUGCAAAGUGUUUGUUUGCAAAAUCUGAAAAAUAUCAGAGAUACUGCAAGGCAGAAUACUGAUGUUGGACCUCACACAUCCCCCCGUUUAUUUUUCGCUGCUGAAGAAGGCAUGAAUAACAACGAAUACCAGGUCUGCCUGCUAACCGGGCAUGAACGCAAAGACAAAAGAAGCACCAGCUCUUCUGAGCAAUCGUUCGUGUCUAUGACAGAUCAGCCCUUUAAUGAGUCACCUUCUUCUCUCAUGCAGCUCUUUCAGAAAGCGUGCCUUCAAGAAAGCCAGAGGAAUGACAUGAGCAGAGAAGAAAAGGUGGAAAGCAAAGAAAAAGUGAAAGAAGAAAGGGAAAGGAGAUCGCAUGACGACCUUUUUACCAACUGUAACCCUAGUGCAAACUGGAAGUGUGAGAGGAAAAAAGAGCAGAGUGAAAAUGAGGAUGCAGCGCAAGAAAGAAUGGUCAUGGAGAAGAAAGACGACGGGUGGCAAGGCGUGGAUUCUGCUUCGGAAGGCAAGUCGGAGGAGCAACUGACACCAACUUCAUCCCUUUCCUUUAAGCCUAAUUUGUUCAUGAUUAAAGACAACACAUUUAAGUCCUCACCUGUGACAAAAGCAGUCAAACUGCCUCUCCUCAGGUCUUUGUCCUGCGAAGAGUUUGGCAGCCACAGUGAGGCUGAAAUGCAGGCGUAUGGGCCCAUUCGGGCCACUCAAAAUACUCAAGAGAGGGACUUGCCUGUGCCAAGAUGCAGGAGCCAGCAGAAUGCAAGGGACGCGACUCACAGCAGAGAUGCUGAUGAGCCAGGAUCCACCCUGGUGAACGAGGGCGGCCAAGUGGCAGACAGGAGCAGCUCGGGGGCAGAGUACGCUCUCGGGGAAGGACUGGGCAGCUUUUAUGCACAGGAGCUGGUGGGGGAUGAUGCGGGAACUAAUGUGACAUCAGUGUCACCCCAGAAAGAUUUGAAAGGGAGUGGGAAAUUGGCCAAAGCCAAAAAAAAGACUAGAACCGGAAAACUGAGGCCAAGUUCUGCCAGUCAGCUAAACCUUGUUUUUGAAGGUGACCUGGCACAAAGCAAGCAACCAUCUCCUACAAGAGGACGGACAAAUUAUUUCAAAAGUAACCCCCUUUCUAAAUACAGAGGUGGCUCUUGUGCAAAAAAAAUAAUAAGUCAAGAGAGAAGCUCUCCCAUGGUAUUGGGGAGCCAGGCAGGUUCUCCUGCUUCCGGCGAUGGCUUUGUAGAUGCUUCAGCCACAGCAGGCAGCUUAGCGGGUCCUGCUGCUCCAAGGCCAGACAGCACGAGGCCAUCGGCCUUUGCAACACCACAGCCAGCUGCAGCAGCCACGUCCAGUGUAUCGCAGCCUGAAAAGGGGGCACACGUUCCUUCACUACGUGAAAGCAGAGAUAAGCCUCCUGCCGUGGAAACGCCGGAUUCGCUGCAGGCGACGGAGCCCUCUGGAGAGGACAACGGCAGUCCUCUUGUGAGCGGCCUGAUGGGUCGAAUGGCCAAGACGGCAGCCAAGCCCCCUGCUGUGCCACCGAAAACAGAAAAAGCUUUACGGAGGGCCAAGAAAUUGGCAAGUCGGAGGAAAAAAAUGGAGGCGCAGCAGAAGCAGCUUCAGGAUGAGCCCGCAGACACGACGCCCUUGCCGCCAGCCCAGCCUCCACUCCCCACAGCAGGCUCGAGUUCUCCCUUGGCACCUUUGGACUCUAACUCAGUGAGGCUGCAGCCUGGCCCCCCAUUAAGCCCCACACAUUCUUUACCUGCAAUGCAGCGCAAGCUCCUUCAGGAUCCAGAUUCAGGAGAGUAUUUUAUUGUAGAUUUACCCGCUCAGUUAAAGACCUUUUAUGAUCCAGAAAGUGGCAGGUAUGUGCAAGUCUCAGUUCCGCCUGCAGACAAGACCUGGGCUCAAGCGCCCGCCUCAGAGCUGCCCCCUUCUCCUUACGUCUUGUGCCCCAGUGCUCUCCCUCCUCGGGUUUCGUCUGUCCCACUCAUGGCAUCGCCUUCUCAGCUUUCUGGACCUGCCUCAUUUCAGCGAGGCGCACGCACAGGAUCCGCUGCAGGCUGGCUGCCCAGCGACCUGAAUCCAGAACCUCCAGAAGGCCCCUGGGCCCUUGAGCCCGCCCUGCUGGAGGCUCCUAGCCAAGAGGUGAAUGAGUCACGACGCGACUUUGGAAAGGAUACAAGCCUUCCUGCUACCGCUGCUGAUGUAAUUUCAUUUGGUGCAGCUGAAGAUUUUGUGGUUGAAGGUGCACUGUGAGCAUGCAGGUGUUCAUCAUGGUUUUAGAGACCUAGGUAGGGCGUCUGAAUGCAAGCGCACCCUCUCUAAUGUAGGUACCCAUGUAAAAGGCUGGAUCUGGGCGCAGUCAGGGCAGGAGGAAACCCGGGCGACUGUCUCCGAGGCAACGAAGCCCAAACUAAAAGCAAGGCAAAGACUGUGCAGCCCAAAAGCUCUGGUGCGGCCGCCCAUCUUAUGGAUCAAGCAACAGCAUGACGUGGGAUGGAGAGAAACGGGGGACAGAUUCUCUGUGGGAAAAAUCACAAGGCUCAAAUUUUUUCUUGGCAGUGGCUGACACAAGCUCCCUGGUGACAAGAAUCAAACGUAGGAAUGAGAAUUCACUUUUUGUGUACUUAGAAAAAGCAAAUGCAUUAACACAGGUCUUUCCGAAACUUUACCAUGGAUUCACGAGUGUCCUGGUAGAAUUGCAUGGUAUACACCAAAGUGUUGCUGGACAGUCUAAUUAGGACACAUCCUCGCAUGUAUGUUCCAUACCUCACGGUCAGUGGAAAACGUGGGCUAGUGAGUUGAAAGAUACGUGUUCACUCUCUAUUCACCGAGGAAUCUGCCACUUUUCGUUUUUUCUGUUUUUCAUUGCCUUGACCGUAUUGCCACUGACACUUCCCUUUUCUUUGGAUCUGGUACAGGUUUGUGUCCCUCAAACAAAAAGAGUAAUGAGGCAGAAUUUGUCUAGAAAAUGAACACGGAGAGGAAGACUGGAGACCCUAAAUCUAAAACUCACUGAGAUUCACUUAACUGUCCAACACCACGUCAUGAGACCACUUACACCUCUUAGCAUGACGGCCUCCAAGCCGCGAGAAUGCAGCAAUGCAACCAGUGUGGCAAAGCAGGCGGCCAUUCCCAAGGUUUCCUAGGUGCUUGUGCAGCACCAUCUAUCAGGAGCUCCAUAUGGCAGUGCAAGCUUCUCCAACCAGGUGCCCCCUAGAUGUUUCCUACUAUGGACUCUGACCAUGCUUGCUGGGGCCGAUGGGAGGAAGGUCCAAAUAUCUGGAGGACACUAGUUUGGUAGUGGUACGGAGCAUCUGCUAACCUGUCCACUAUCAUAGAAAUGUAUUAACUUAUAAUAGUCACCUCAGUGACGAAGGUCACUGGAUGAUCUUUGUGAUGGACGUUGGCCACCCAAAUUUUCAUUUUUAAAUAAAUCGCAUUCUAAUGCCCAUGGUAUGGGAGAUACAUUUGGAAAUACGAAAGCACUCAUCACAAAAAGGUCCAGUGAUGCAGAGUUUUGGGAUUUUUAUGACCUCUAAAGCUACCUGCCUUUCCCUCAAGAACUCUUCUGUUCUGCCCACACACAUCCAGCACUCACUGCUUAUUUGCCCUGACCACCAUAAGAGCAGUGUGAAAAAGAAAUCCUGCAAAACGUUGCAAAAUUAGGUUUGCAAUAAUCAUGGAAGUAUUAGCAAUGGUGCAAAACAAAAGUACACUUUUGAAUUGGGGGCGAGGAUGAUGCAUCUUGGUUAUGGUUCAAUGUAUAAUAUUAUAAAUUUAUUUUUCACUGCA
Messenger RNA from Varanus komodoensis (Komodo dragon), 6792 nucleotides. RefSeq names its product chromosome unknown C10orf71 homolog (gene CUNH10orf71). Gene Ontology annotation, biological process: positive regulation of calcineurin-NFAT signaling cascade. Gene Ontology annotation, cellular component: Z disc. The transcript has 4 exons. The coding region runs from base 847 to 5253 and encodes 1468 amino acids. NCBI's taxonomy places the organism in Eukaryota, Metazoa, Chordata, Lepidosauria, Squamata, Varanidae. The record is from RefSeq and is a predicted model, not a curated record.